AGAGUCCACGUCGUCACGCACUUUUCCGGUGGUGAAAAAAAUGUCCAAAUGGAUUAAAUCUAUAAUAUCUCCAGAGAGAUCCUCUCCUUCUAUCUUUUUGGGCUCCACUUUUCCUAUCUCUUUUUGCCCCUUUCCUCUCUCUGUUCACAAGUCAUCUUCUUCCUUCCUCUGAAUCUUGUUCCUUUUUGCUCUCUCUACUUGAUUCACCCACUCUGUUUCUCGAUUAGUACGUUGAAAACUCACUUUGGUUUUGUUUGAUUCCUCUUUAGUCUGUUUUUCGAUUUCGUUUUCUCUGAUUGGUUUGGUGGUGAGAUCUCUAUCGUAGUUUGUCCUUUGGGUUAAGAUAUUUCAUUUGAUUGGUGGGUUUGUUUUAUUGAAGCUUAUUGUUGUGAAAGUUGGAGUCUUUCUCAGUUUUUAGGUUGAAUUAUUAAGAGAAAGGGAAGAUUUUUGGUGUGAAGUUAGGUUAUUUGGGGUUUGAGAAGUUUGCAAGUGAAAAAGGUUGUGAAUUGUGAGUGAUGAAGAGAGGGAAAGAUGAGGAGAAGAUAUUGGAACCUAUGUUUCCUCGGCUUCAUGUGAAUGAUGCAGAUAAAGGAGGGCCUAGAGCUCCUCCUAGAAACAAGAUGGCUCUUUAUGAGCAGCUUAGUAUUCCUUCUCAGAGGUUUGGUGAUCAUGGAACGAUGAAUUCUCGUAGUAACAACACAAGCACUUUGGUUCAUCCUGGACCAUCUAGUCAGCCUUGUGGUGUGGAAAGAAACUUAUCUGUCCAGCAUCUUGAUUCUUCAGCCGCAAACCAAGCAACUGAGAAGUUUGUCUCCCAAAUGUCCUUCAUGGAAAAUGUGAGAUCUUCGGCACAGCAUGAUCAGAGGAAAAUGGUGAGAGAGGAAGAAGAUUUUGCAGUUCCAGUAUAUAUUAACUCAAGAAGAUCUCAGUCUCAUGGCAGAACCAAGAGUGGUAUUGAGAAGGAAAAACACACCCCAAUGGUGGCACCUAGCUCUCAUCACUCCAUUCGAUUUCAAGAAGUGAAUCAGACAGGCUCAAAGCAAAACGUAUGUUUGGCUACUUGUUCAAAACCUGAAGUUAGGGAUCAGGUCAAGGCGAAUGCAAGGUCAGGUGGCUUUGUAAUCUCUUUAGAUGUAUCAGUCACAGAGGAGAUUGAUCUCGAAAAAUCAGCAUCAAGUCAUGAUAGAGUAAAUGAUUAUAAUGCUUCCUUGAGACAAGAGUCUAGAAAUCGGUUAUACCGAGAUGGUGGCAAAACUCGUCUGAAGGACACUGAUAAUGGAGCUGAAUCUCACUUGGCAACGGAAAAUCAUUCACAAGAGGGUCAUGGCAGUCCUGAAGACAUUGAUAAUGAUCGUGAAUACAGCAAAAGCAGAGCAUGCGCCUCUCUGCAGCAGAUAAAUGAAGAGGCAAGUGAUGACGUUUCUGAUGAUUCGAUGGUGGAUUCUAUAUCCAGCAUAGAUGUCUCUCCCGAUGAUGUUGUGGGUAUAUUAGGUCAAAAACGUUUCUGGAGAGCAAGGAAAGCCAUUGCCAAUCAACAAAGAGUAUUUGCUGUUCAACUAUUUGAGUUGCACAGACUGAUUAAGGUUCAAAAACUUAUUGCUGCAUCACCGGAUCUCUUGCUCGAUGAGAUCAGUUUUCUUGGAAAAGUUUCUGCUAAAAGCUAUCCAGUGAAGAAGCUCCUUCCAUCAGAAUUUCUGGUAAAGCCUCCUCUACCACAUGUUGUCGUCAAACAAAGGGGUGACUCGGAGAAGACUGACCAACAUAAAAUGGAAAGCUCAGCUGAGAACGUAGUUGGGAGGUUGUCAAAUCAAGGUCAUCAUCAACAAUCCAACUACAUGCCUUUUGCAAACAACCCACCGGCUUCACCGGCUCCAAAUGGAUAUUGCUUUCCUCCUCAGCCUCCUCCUUCAGGAAAUCAUCAGCAAUGGUUGAUCCCUGUAAUGUCUCCCUCGGAAGGACUGAUAUACAAGCCUCACCCAGGUAUGGCACACACGGGGCAUUAUGGAGGAUAUUAUGGUCAUUAUAUGCCUACACCAAUGGUAAUGCCUCAAUAUCACCCCGGCAUGGGAUUCCCACCUCCUGGUAAUGGCUACUUCCCUCCAUAUGGAAUGAUGCCCACCAUAAUGAACCCAUAUUGUUCAAGCCAACAACAACAACAACAACAACCCAAUGAGCAAAUGAACCAGUUUGGACAUCCUGGAAAUCUUCAGAACACCCAACAACAACAACAGAGAUCUGAUAAUGAACCUGCUCCACAGCAACAGCAACAGCCAACAAAGUCUUAUCCGCGAGCAAGAAAGAGCAGGCAAGGGAGCACAGGAAGCAGUCCAAGUGGGCCACAGGGAAUCUCUGGUAGCAAGUCCUUUCGGCCAUUCGCAGCCGUUGAUGAGGACAGCAACAUCAACAAUGCACCUGAGCAAACGAUGACAACAACCACAACGACGACAAGAACAACUGUUACUCAGACAACAAGAGAUGGGGGAGGAGUGACGAGAGUGAUAAAGGUGGUACCUCACAACGCAAAGCUCGCGAGUGAGAAUGCUGCCAGAAUUUUCCAGUCAAUACAAGAAGAACGUAAACGCUAUGACUCCUCUAAGCCUUAAUCCUCUCUAUGCGUAUUGUACUUGAUAUGUAUUUUACAAAAUUAGAAAAAUUGUGAUAGAUGUUAUCCUCAAUAUAUGUACCAUGUAAACGUAUUAUGGUGUAAGCCUCAUUUAUAUGUGUUAAUUUGUCUUAAAGCCUUGAAAUC
Messenger RNA from Arabidopsis thaliana (thale cress), 2749 nucleotides. It is a transcript of the gene ELF3, whose product is annotated as hydroxyproline-rich glycoprotein family protein. Gene Ontology annotation, biological process: regulation of photoperiodism, flowering. The transcript is spliced from 4 exons. The record is from RefSeq and is marked reviewed. Lineage: Eukaryota; Viridiplantae; Streptophyta; Magnoliopsida; Brassicales; Brassicaceae. Gene Ontology annotation, cellular component: nucleus. Bases 516 to 2603 code for a protein of 695 amino acids.